Pimephales promelas (fathead minnow) is the source of this 3504-nucleotide messenger RNA. RefSeq names its product SH2B adaptor protein 3 (gene sh2b3). The record is from RefSeq and is a predicted model, not a curated record. Gene Ontology annotation, biological process: intracellular signal transduction. Gene Ontology annotation, cellular component: plasma membrane. Gene Ontology annotation, molecular function: transmembrane receptor protein tyrosine kinase adaptor activity. Lineage: Eukaryota; Metazoa; Chordata; Actinopteri; Cypriniformes; Leuciscidae.
AUUGGUCGUCGCUUGUUGUCGCUGUGUCCAUGAAAAGUUUGUGUGUGUGUGUUUUUUUUUUUCUUCCUGAAAGUUUACGCAGGACUGUUGUUGCGCGCAUCCAACAUGACAGAGAAAGUAACGGACACCACGGCUGGCAGUGAUUUCCUGCUGUGCUGGUUACUGCAAUGAAUGGUAACACUGUCCAGCAGACCACAAGCACUGCACUGUCCGUAGCACCCCCCUGUGGAUGGAGGGAGUUCUGCGAGUUGCAUGCCAGCACCACGGCCCGAGAACUUGCCCAGCACUACCGGCGCUUCAUCAAAGAGCGGCCGGUACAGGAUGUGGUCCCGCCGGAAAAUUUCUCCAAGCAAUUCAGUGCACUGUUCCAGCACCACUUCAGCUGUGAGGUGGCUAAAGAUGCAGAACCCCCCCUGCGGCCACCGCCAUUACUACCCAUGACUAGCCGCUUACGCAUCACUUCCUUCUCAGGGGUGCUGGAUUACCGGGAGACCGUGCGGCCAGGAGCGUCUCCGCUAGUCGGCGCGUUUGCGCCCAAACCAGAUGCCGUUGGCAUCCCUAGGGAACAGGAGCAGUUGCUGCGCUGCUCUCCUACAGACACUACACGCGCAACGCGGCCACACAGCCAGGAAGAUGAACACCCGGAGCGGAGGACCGGGUCAGAAAGAUACACGCACCCUGCGUUUCCCUUCCCUUCGCGCAGUGAGGUAACGCACAUUUCCGUCAGACGCAUCCGAGAAAGCGUGUCCCAACUCUUUAAGAAAUCGACGCAACUUGAUGAAUCUUCAAGUGGUUACCCUAGGGACGAUUCACACCAGGUGGGCGGACCAUCUGCGACUGUUGAAAGCACCCCACCUCAGACUGUGCAGGUUACCGCAAAGAAGGUUGCACUGUGGGAACGUUGGAAUCCAUUGCGAACCGUGAGACGGCGGCAAGAGACAGGAAGUGUUUGUAAAGAGGGGCAGCUGCGGUACCUGGAGGUGGAUGACACUAUCUCAGACACACCCCCGCAUUGGCUGCGCUGCCGCCUGCAGGUCAGGAGGACCAAUGACCACACAGCUAGCGAGAGGUACCAGCUAGAGCUCUACGACCCACCCAAGGACUACAAAACGCCAAAGCUUACCGUACACUGUUCGAACAUCAGAGAGAUUCGACGCUGUAAUCGCCUAGAGAUGCCAGACAAUAUGAACACAUUUGUCUUAAAGGUUACUGGCCAUCCACGUAGUUUUAUAUUUGAGGCGGAUAAUGAGCAGCAGGUGAGCUCCUGGACCACAGAGCUCAGAGAGUGUAUCACCAGCAGGUCAGAGAGUGUGGAUGGAGAACCGUUUCCUGUUAGUGACUCGCUGAAUGCAGUUCGCAGAGGGAGCACAGAGCCCAGCGGCCAGGGCUCUCUGGGAUUUGGGCUCACAGAGCACGCCUACAACAAAACGGAUCACUUCCUGUCCUCUUACCCAUGGUUCCAUGGGCCCAUAUCACGUGUGCGGGCUGCCUACCUUGUACAGCACGCCGGGGUCAGCGGUCAUGGGAACUUCCUGGUGAGACAGAGCGAGACACGGAGAGGAGACUAUGUCCUCACGUUUAACUACCAGGGCAGAGCAAAGCAUUUACGUCUAUCUUUAACCGAAUGGGGUCAGUGUCGUGUGCAGCAUCUGCGUUUCCCAUCAGUCACGGACAUGCUGAAUCACUUCCGCAACUGUCCGAUCCCACUGGAGUGUGGCACCGCAUGUGACGUUAUGUUGGCCAAUUAUGUGCGGGUAAACCCCACUCACACAGGUCAGAGUUCGGCUGUGGGAUCUCCGGUGUUGGUGCCCUUCUCCCGCUGGAGCUCAGAGCCGAGUCUGGCUCACUGUAGCCCGGAUUCAUGCCCUCACAUGGCCCAUUCGUGUUCGCCCGCCUCAGCGCUAGUCGAGCUCCCGCACCGCACGCCUCCUUCCCUUCCGGAUCGUCCCGUUCCCGUUCCCCUGCGCCGGAGCGAGUCAGUUGGCCGCAGAAACCUGCUCCGCCACCCUAACCCACUGCCGCCCCUCCUGCCCAACCGGGACUCUGACUAUGAACUAGAGCCGCUGGACAGGGGGCGCAAGAGAGCCAUCGACAACCAGUACAUGUUCUUCUGACAGGGACGGGAUGAAAAAGCGAACAAAAGAAGAUCUAGCUCCCGCGAGACUCGGGGGUAACGAUGUGUCUGAACGAGACCGCCAGAGCCCUGACACCUCACCAUCACAGCUGUCUGCCUUGUUUAUGUCUUAUACAGAUGUUUCACUAUCAAAUCUGUGUGUAUUGUAGAAUAACUCAAGUAGGAAGUAGAUGCAGGCAGCGGCUCAUGGGGAUACAGAGCAUUUGUUGAAGAACGUGGAAUGGGAACGUUUCACGAUGGCUAGUCAGUAAGUUGAACACAAACUAAACACGUCUGCGUCUACACUGGAAGUGGCCGACAUUGCGACAACUUGAGGUCUGAGUCUACACUGGAAGCGUUCACAGACCAAUCAGCUGCAAGCUUGAGAGCGGUAAAAUGACAAUAAAUCAUAAAAUCAUAAAAUUGAUUUUGCGUGUGAUAAUAUUAUGCUUAGUUUUCCAUAUGUUGGUAUUCUUACAAUUGCAGAUGCUGCAUAUGGUUAAAUAAAUGAUUACAAUUAGCACAUUAGACCUGAGACAUCUCGAGCUGGCUUUGAUAUAUAACGGUCAGAUGUUGUUUAAACAUGAACAGAAUACAAUUUAUUGAUUUUGAAAUAAAAUCACAUCAUUUUCGAUGUGGCUGGAGAUGGAGAAACGGGGCGUCCGCUUCAAAUGCUUUCAGUGUAGACAGCUCUUCAUUAUAUGCAACUUAGUUGUGUCGUGUUGCCACAUGCCAAACAUGUCCGAUGUAGAGACUGUGUUGAACGUCUUAAAGAUCCAAAUAGUUUAGUCUGGCUGCACACACACACACUCUUGAUUGUUUAAUUCAUGUUCAGUUGUAGUAAUACACAGGUUUCUAUGUUUCGUGUAUAAGAAGACCAAAUAAUAUAGACCAUAAGACCAUAUUUCGGUCGCAUAGCCGAGGCCUAGAUGUAGUACGUCUCUCAACACAGUCAGUCAUGUCAUCCUGGAUUCUAGAGGUUUACAAUUUAACCGACCAAAGAGGAAAAUUAACCAAAACCCAAUCCAGCAUUAUAGGCGAUACGUUUUGUUUAUGCGCAAAUUGUUUUUUUUUUGUUUUUUUUUUCUAUCUGUUUCAACACAUUUUAACCCUCGUGUGUUUCAUGGCUUCAUAAGCUGUGGAAAUAUUACUUCUAAAUUAACUGCUAAGAAAAAUCUGACGCCAUAAAUAGUUGAUUUUAAGCUAUUGAAAAAGUCGUUUUUUAGUAAAUGCAUUAGAAAAAAAAACAUUGCUCAACGUCUUCGGAGCUGUGUCUCCUUUGUCUCUUUAAAUCGUUGUGAAUGUCUUUCUUUGUGCUUAACACUACCAUGAUAGUCAAAUCUGUAUCAAGUGCAGAUACCCAAAUCACUUUAUAUCUCAUUCACACAUAA